UCAACGUCAAGGUGAAUCUAAACUCUGAAAUUUUCACACCCGCAAUUUUGAAUUUUAAUACGGUGCUAGUUCUGUUGAAUCGAAAUGCACAACCCAGCCGAACAAUUUACAUGUCUGAAUGUUCCAGAGCAAGACGUCAAGGAUCACUUUCAGUAUGCAAAUGCGAAAAAAUCGGCAUGGGCACAGAUAUUGGCGUCAAUAAUGCAAAACUGGCUGUUUAUCGAAAUCGGGCUGGAAUUGGUCAUGCCUACAGUCAUUCUUGGUUCGCUUCACAACAACCCUGCGGAGCCUCUCAACAUGAACGAUGAUCAAGCGUCCUGGUUUGGGAGCAUUCCAGACUUUUGUUUUCCUAUCGGUAGUCUGACGUCGGGGCUGUUGCAAGAUAAAUUCGGUCGGAAAGGGGCCAUGAUGCUCGUCAACAUCCCCAUUUUCAUGGGAUGGAUGCUCCUGUACUUCGCCGAAUCCAUCCACGCGCUCUACGUCGUUUCGGUCAUCAUGGGACUUUGCACGGGUCUGGCCGAAGCCCGCCCUCUACGCCUACAUCGGCGAGAUUGGGGAGCCACGUUUGAGAGGGACGCUAUCUACUACUUCAACAUCCUGUUUUAGCAUAGGUAUUUGCACAAUGUUCUUAUUUGGUUACCUUUUCGAUUGGCGAACGGUUGCUUUAGUGAGCAGUUUAUGCUCUAUCAUCACAUUCACAUUCAUGACUCAGCUGCCCGAAUCGCCAACGUGGCUGAUACUUAGAGGUCGACUGGACGAGGCCAAAAAAUCCCUGUGCUGGUUGAGAGGUUGGGUUAGCUCGGCCGAAGUUGAACCUGAGUUCCUAUCUUUAGUCAAAUACACCGUGAAGUCUGCUCGGCUGAGCCGAGAGAACUCUGCAUAUUCGAGUUUACCGAUUAAAGAAGGCGAACCUGUGGCAAAAAGGGGUGGCUUCUUGAAAGAACAAUUGAAGGAACUGACCAAUAAAAUAACGUUUCGUCCUCUUCGGCUGAUGUUUAUCAUCUUCAUUAUUACCGACAUUGCAUGGGUCUACGGCAUUAAGCUUUAUUUUGUCAAGGAACUCAAAAUGCUGGGGUCCCCUAUUAAUCCAAAUCUUGCCUUGGUAAUUGAGGAUUUCUUCCGAUUUUUCCUUAGUAUGAUAUUUCAUAAAUCAUUCAAAUCGUU
Bemisia tabaci is the source of this 1164-nucleotide messenger RNA. Its product is annotated as facilitated trehalose transporter Tret1. Gene Ontology annotation, cellular component: membrane. The record is from RefSeq and is a predicted model, not a curated record. Gene Ontology annotation, molecular function: transmembrane transporter activity. Gene Ontology annotation, biological process: transmembrane transport. NCBI's taxonomy places the organism in Eukaryota, Metazoa, Arthropoda, Insecta, Hemiptera, Aleyrodidae.